AUGGGCGAUCGCGGAACACAACCAGGUCUGACGUCCAAGGUCCCAGAUCGCCCGCCACACGAGCUUGUCGUCGCCCCAGCUGGCCAUCCUCGGCGGUCUGAGAUCCAGAAGCAGUGCAUCGACGUCCGCAUCGCCGUCUUCAUCCACGAGCAGGGCUUCUCCAUAGACGAUGAGGUAGACAAGUAUGACUCCGAUCCCCGAGCAACCCAUAUUCUGCUCCGUCUCGUUCCUUCAAUGACGCCAAUCGGUACCAUCCGUGCCGUAAAGCUGGCCCCCGGAAAGUACAAACUAAGCAGGCUCGCUGUCCUGAAGGAGUACCGACAAUACCGAUUUGGCCGUGACUUGGUACAUGCUCUGCAUGCUUGGGUAGAGCAGUCCGCAUCGCAGGAUGGCGUCCAAUCCGCCCAAAUUAUAGCCCAUUCCCAGAUACCCGUCAAGCCCUUUUACGCAAAGUAUGGCUACGUUAACGAAGGUCCGGAGUUUGAGGAGGACGGUGCCCCUCAUCAGAAAAUGGUGUUCCAACUACAGCUAUCUCGGUAG
This is a messenger RNA of Coniophora puteana RWD-64-598 SS2, 540 nucleotides long. RefSeq lists its product as uncharacterized. The transcript has 4 exons. Gene Ontology annotation, molecular function: acyltransferase activity, transferring groups other than amino-acyl groups. NCBI's taxonomy places the organism in Eukaryota, Fungi, Basidiomycota, Agaricomycetes, Boletales, Coniophoraceae. Bases 1 to 540 code for a protein of 179 amino acids. The record is from RefSeq and is a predicted model, not a curated record.